CAAUAUGUUAAUGAUUGUCCAACAACAAUUGAAGAAGUGGAGAAAGCUGCAAAUAUAAAAAAUUGUGAAGCCUUGGCUGAAAAGCAGACAUGCAACAACGAAUCAAAUUUCAAAUAUCACUGUGUGAUAAAUGAAGAAGAAGAUUCUCUGGUAGAGGUCUGUGCUCCAACAUACUACAUUCAUGGUUUUUGCACAGAGUUUAAUGUUAAAGGUCUACUGAUACAACCGCAUUUCAGCAUAAAAUGCAACAAUAUUACACCGUGCUCAGAACGUUAUUUAUCAACAAUGGCAUAUCAAUUUCCAAAAUGUUAUGAUGUGGUGAAGAAGCACACUCUUCUACCCCUGAUUAAUGAGACAACGAUCAUUCCAUUCAAUUCAACUGACAAUGCUAAAAAGGAUGAAGUCUAUAAAUGGCAAGUUUAUGUUGCAGCAACUUUAGUUACAGUUUAUUUAAACAAUUUGUACUUGGCGGAUUUAAAAGAGCAUACAUUAUACGACUUCAAUGCAGGAGAGGAAGAAAGAGAACAGUAUGCAGUCGAAAAUGAAGAUCACACCAAGUCCUAUCUCAAGGCGUUUCAACAUUUUGAAAAAUAUUUUGUGAAAACAACGGUAUUUGAAGUGUGUAAAGAAAGGUUGCAGAAAGAAGGCGUUGCUGUUUUAGUUGGUCCGCCUGGCUUCGGAAAAACAAACAUUGCUAUAGGCAUCAUGAAAGAUGAUUUUUAUAAAGAUUGGACAAAGCGAAAAAUAAAGUCUUGGGCAGAAUUCAGAUUUAUUGAUUCCGAGAAGAAUUCUCUCAUUUAUAUUGAUAACAUAUUUGAUGGGUUUAUGUAUCAUCAUGAAUUGGAAAAAUGGUGGAAUAUAUUAAAUAAAACCUUCUAUGAGAAUAUUUCACCUAAGCCAAAUGAUGAACGAGAUGAAAGUAGUUUAUUAGCAAACAAAGGUGGAAUGAUUCAUCUUUUUAUAACAGCCAAAGAGAAUGUUCUAACAAAAGCACGUGAGUACAACAAGAUCAAGAAAACCCCUGUGUUUAAAAGUAACUGUAUCAUUAAUGCUGCAGAUCAUGGCUUCACACCAACAGAAAAAGACGAAAUCUUUGAUAAGCAGUUAGAGUUUGCAGAGAAAAUAUUGGAUAUUCCAAAGCCGUUGGUGGAUCAAGACUUCAGAAAUAAAAUGAAGGCAUUAGUUGGUCCUAUCGGUUUCCCACUCUGCGCUCAUCUUUAUGCAUGCGAAAAAGAACACAGAAAUACUGGCAUUGACUUUUUUCUUUUCCCGAUCAAUUACCUGCGAAAACAAAUAAAAUACGAAAUUGAAAGUGAUCAAACACAUGGCGUGAAAACGUUACUUCUAUUGCUUUUCCUAAAUGAAUGUUUGUCGCUUUCCAAUAUAUGUGACGAAAAACUUGAUAUAAGAGAUUCUGAAAAAUGUAUACGGUUUCUUGAGAGAAAUUUUUCCAAGGAGAUGGCUAAAAGCUUUGAAUCUUUAAACUUUGAGGAUUUAGCUACUGUUGCUAAUAAAUUAACCGUAACUAUAAUUGGUAGUGAAAAAGAGUGUAUGUAUCAAUUUAAGCACCAAAUUAUUUUUGAUGCAAUUGGCUUUUAUUUUUGCACAGAAUUUUUCAAUGUCGCAAUAAAAUACUUUCCUAUCGAUGCUUUUCAAAAACAUGAAUUUAUAAAUCCUUCAGAAGAAUUUUGUGAAAGUUUUGCUUCUCGAAUCAUUGAGGAAGUUCAUAGUGGGAAUGUUUCGGAAGCCUUUUCUUGUGUCGCAUUUAAACAAUACCAUUUUGCACAACGUUUUUGUGAAAUUUUAAAAUCAAUGCAUGAUGUGCAAUUAUUUCUCCUUUCUACAGAUUCAGUUACAGCCUAUCCCCUUCCAUCUGUAUUUUGGAUCAGCAAAUACAAGCAUUUGACUUUAUCGAAAUUGCUUUAUGAAUUGGUUCGGGAAAAGGGUGUUCUAGAGGAACACACUUUUUAUCUAGCUCGAUUUGGUGACUGUUGUGCUGAUGACGAAAAUUUCCUUAGGAAUACAGCGCAAACUGUUUUCAAUUCGACGACAGAGAUUAGGAAGUCCGUCCUUCAGUACAAGAAUCACAAAGGAAUGACAGUGUUGCAUAUUGUCCUUACAUCCGAAAGACCUGAUUAUGAAGCAUAUUUAAUAAUUAAAAAGUUAUUGGAGGACUGCAAGUCCAAUAAGUUGUGUGAUGAUUUCAUCCUAGAUUCAGAUAGAAAAUGUGCCGUUAACUGUGCUGCAAAUGAAAAUGCCUUGUUUCACAAAAAAGAACACUGCUCAGAUAUUUUCUCUGGACUGCCAAUUUCUGCAUUUCAUGUGAUACCUGUGUUGGAGCCCUCCCACAAACCUCCCCUGUAA
This is a messenger RNA of Saccostrea echinata, 2364 nucleotides long. RefSeq lists its product as uncharacterized. The record is from RefSeq and is a predicted model, not a curated record. The annotation marks the transcript as partial. Lineage: Eukaryota; Metazoa; Mollusca; Bivalvia; Ostreida; Ostreidae. The transcript has 7 exons.